Molecule: messenger RNA, 1572 nt
Organism: Diaporthe batatas
Lineage: Eukaryota; Fungi; Ascomycota; Sordariomycetes; Diaporthales; Diaporthaceae
Exons: 2
Coding region: 1-1572 (523 amino acids)
Biological process (GO): response to endoplasmic reticulum stress
Cellular component (GO): endoplasmic reticulum lumen
Molecular function (GO): protein-disulfide reductase activity; protein disulfide isomerase activity
Source: RefSeq, a predicted model, not a curated record
AUGCAUCACCCCACCCUCUCGACCGCAGCUGUCGCCUUGUUGGCUGCACUGCCCUCUGCAAAUGCAGGCCUCUACCCAAAGAGCUCUGCCGUGCUCUCUGUCGACGCAAAGAACUACGACAGCCUGAUCGCCAAGUCCAACCACACCUCCAUCGUCGAGUUCUACGCCCCCUGGUGCGGCCACUGCAAGAACCUCCAGCCCGCCUACGAGAAGGCCGCCAAGAACCUCGCCGGCCUGGCCAAGGUCGCCGCCGUCGACUGCGACGAUGACGCCAACAAGCCCUUUUGCGGCACCAUGGGCGUGCAGGGCUUCCCCACCCUGAAGAUCGUGCGCCCGGGCGCCAAGAAGGGCAAGCCCGUCGUCGAGGACUACCAGGGCCCCCGCACCGCCAAGGGCAUCGUCGACGCCGUCGUCGACAAGAUCAACAACCACGUCCAGCGCGUCUCCGACAAGGACAUCGACUCCUUCCUGUCCGCCAGGAACGAGUCCGCCAAGGCCAUCCUGUUCACCGAGAAGGGCACCACCAGCGCCCUCCUGAAGAGCCUGGCCAUCGACUUCCUCGAUGUCGUCGCCGUGGGGCAGGUCCGCAACACACAGAAGAAGGCGGUCGAGAUGUUUGGCGUUGACAAGUUCCCAACCCUGGUCCUCCUCCCGGGCGGCGACCAGGACGGCAUCGUGUACGACGGCGAGCUCAAGAAGGAGGCCAUGGUCAAGUUCCUGUCCCAGGCCGGGUCCCCCAACCCGGACCCCGCCCCUAAGAAGAGCAAGGCCAAGUCCAAGUCCUCGACCCCAAAGAAGCCAGCAACGAGCGCAGACAAGGAGCCCGAGACGGAGCCCUCGGCUGAGGGAGAAGACAAGGUCACGGAGCCGGUGGGCGACGACAACAUCCAGAAGCCGGUCAUUUUCGAAGGGCCCCUCCCGAUCCCCAUCAUCAACUCGGCCGAGAAGCUGGCCGCGAACUGCCUCGGGCCCAAGUCGACCACCUGCGUCCUGGCCUUUGUGCCCAAGGAGAACCGCGGCGAGCCGGUCGACAAGGCGCUGUCGUCGCUCGCGGCGCUCGCCCACAAGUACGCCCAGGGCAAGCACAAGCUGUUCCCCAUGUACGAGGUGCACACCGACGACGCGCACUCCAAGGACGUCCUCAAGGCGCUCGAGCUGUCGGGCGACGUCCAGGUCCUGGCCGUCAACGCGCGCCGCGGCUGGUGGAGGCUGUACGAGGGCGGGGACUUUGGCCACGAGAGCAUCGAGGGCUGGAUCGACCAGAUCCGCCUGAGCGAGGGCGUCAAGCGGAAGCUGCCCGAGGGCGUCAUCCUCGCGGCCGCGGAGGGGACGGCGGGGGCCUCCUCGGAGGAGGCUACCCCGGAGCCCUCGCCUGAGCCCACGCCCGAGGCCACUGAUGGUGAGGCGGCGGCCGAGAGCAGCGCCACCACCGAGCCAGAGGUGACCCCCGAGGCGGAGAAGAUCUCCGAGGCCAGCACUGACGAGGAGACGUCGUGGAAGGGUGCAGACCCCACCAUCCAGGAGGAGACUGCGGAGGAGAAGCCGACCGAGUCGGUGCAUGACGAGCUCUGA